AUGGCGAAAAUCUUUCUCACAGGAGCCUCAGGUUAUAUUGGAGGGGAUGUGCUCCAUGCACUGAAAUCGGCCCUUCCAACUUGCCAGUAUACAGUCUUGCUGAGAGACGAGGCGAAGGCUCAGAAACUCUCUCAGGCGUACCCUGAUGUACAAGUAGUCCUGGGAGAUUUGGACGCCUCUUCCACUUUGGAACAACAAGCACGUGAAGCAGAUAUCGUCAUACACACCGCAAGCUCAAAUCACGUAAAGAGCGCCGAAGCCAUCGCGCGUGGAUUGACUGCACCGGAAAGACCAAAGCCGGGUCACUGGCUUCAGAUAUCAGGCGCAAGCGUUCUUUCCAUUCCCGACAUUGUAGCCAGCGCCUUUGGAGAACCCUCCAACAAGAUUUACAGCGAUGUCGAUGGAGCUGAUGAGCUGCGGGAGCUCAUCCGACAGUACUCUGCCAAGCGUGUGGUUGACAAUCUAGUCCUCAGCCUUCCCCAUACUGCCUCUCGUCCUAAAACCGCGUUAAUAUUUCCCCCGAUCAUUUAUGGUCGCGGUAGAGGACCGAUUAACCAGCGGAGCAUACAAAUCCCGGAGCUGGCAAGAGUGACCAUGCAGCGACGGGGCGGGGUUCAAGUGGGUAAAGGAGAAGCCACAUGGAGUAAUGUGCACAUCUCGGAUGUCAGCAACAUCUUUGUGAAGCUGGCCGAGAAGGCUUUGCGAAGUGAGGAAGGGGAAUUGUGGAAUGAGAACGGGUUGUACUUCCCCGGUUCCAGGGCUAUCUCAUUCGGUUCCAUCUCAGCACGAGUGGCGCAAGAAGUGAAGAAGCUCGGCCUUGCUGAUUCCGAGUCGGUAACUGAGAUCAGCCAUGAAGAGGCCGAUUCACUCACGCCUCAUGGCGGAGUGUUGUGGGGAACCAAUGCCCAGCAGGUGGCUCAGCGAGCGGCCAAGUACCUGGAAUGGGUCCCCGAAGGAAGAACAUUGGAAGAGGAAAUUCCACACACAGUUCUUGCCGAGGCCCAGAGACUGGGACUGAAAUAG
This is a messenger RNA of Aspergillus welwitschiae, 1023 nucleotides long. RefSeq lists its product as uncharacterized. Lineage: Eukaryota; Fungi; Ascomycota; Eurotiomycetes; Eurotiales; Aspergillaceae. Bases 1 to 1023 code for a protein of 340 amino acids. The transcript has 5 exons. The record is from RefSeq and is a predicted model, not a curated record.